CGUGUCAGCGCGCGGCGGCGGCCCCCGCGCGGGCGGCCAAUCAGCGCGGGGGUGACAAAUAUGCAAAUGCGCCCCCCAGCCCGUCCCCGCGGGUUCGCUGGGGCCGCUGGGGUCGCGGCGCGGAGCGAGUGAAACUUCGCCCCCCGCCCUGCGCCCCCCCCGCGCGGGGCCCCUCCCGCGCAGCGCCCGCGGGGAGGAGCGGGGAGAGGCGCGGGGACAGCGCCGAGCGCCGCCCGCACCGCCCGCCGGCCUGCGACACCGCACGGAUUUUUCAAACUUUUAAGUAUUCCAAAAUUGUCUCCAUAUUGGAAGCUGUUCAAGCAAGUGGACACUGUUCUAAAGAGUCUCUGAUGAUGAGGUAUCCAUCUGGAUUUAAAACACAGUUCUAAGUUUUUCAAUUCUUCAUUCAAGAGAUGUGUUCUAUAUUCAUGGGAUGCUUUAACACCUGAAGACAGAUGUUUCAUCAGAAGCACUAAUGGCUGUUGGCAUGCCUUGGAUAAGGUGGUGACCGCUGGAUGUCAUUUGUUUCUGUUCACUGUGGAGAGACAAAAUUGACUCCAUUUGGAGUUGAGAGCAAAAGCAGAACAGACCUCUCAAGAUGACUGAUCCUAUGAUGGAUUUUUUUGAUGAUGCCAAUCUUUUUAGUGAGACCUUAGAAGGUUUGUCAGAUGAUGCCUUUGUUCAACCUGGACCUGUUUCACUUGUUGAUGAAUUGAAUUUGGGUGCAGAAUUUGAACCUUUGCACAUAGACUCACUGAACCAUGUGCAAGAUGCUCAAAAUCAACAAAAGAUGAGUGAGUUUGAUCAGCUGAAUCAGUAUGAUUCACUGAAGCUUCACUCAGUAAAUCAGUCUUUUAAUAGCUCAGCUGACAAUGUCUUAUCACCACACUCUCAGUUCAAUUGUUCACCAGUUCAUCCGCAAAACCAGUCCAAUGGGAUGUUUCCAGAUGUGGCCGAUGGUAGUCCUAUGUGGGGUCAUCAAACUGCCACGACUGUUUCGAAUCAAAAUGGGUCCCCUUUUCACCAAGGACAUUCUCAGUCUAUGCAGCAAAACAAAAGCUUUGUAGCACACCAUGACUUUGCCUUAUUUCAGGCUAAUGAACCACAGCAUCAGUGUGCCUCGCUACGGCCGCAGCAGAGCAGGAACAGCACGGGGCAGGAUGCUCUGAGUCAGCCAAAAGACUUCAUGGAAGUUAACGUGUCUACUUCCCUCAGAGUCAGUGUUAACCACCCACCUUCAGUUUCUAAUCCAUCGACUUCACAGCAGCCUCUGUCUGUUCAACAGUUUUCUCAAACUGCAAGUGCUUCGAUACAUUUUUGUGGGAAUCAAGAAGGAAAUUUUGAUGGACAGUCCCCAACUAUUACUCCAUGUUCUGUCAGUAAUAGUCAACAAUUUUCAUCUCCGUAUUCCUACUCUAAUAAUCACAUUUCUCCUACCAGCCUUCUUCAGCCUACAACAGCUCUUUCUACUAGCCAGCAGACACACUCUAUCUCUGACUUCACUGGAAGUGAUGCCUUUACAUCUCAAACAGGGACCAAGCAAGAAACAACCGAGCACAUGUUGAAUCCUAACACAACUUUGAAUUCAAGUACUUUUCAAAUGUUGCAUUCUGCGCAUCCUCAGGGCAACUUUAGUAGUUCGAAACUCUCUCCUGUGAAUAUUAAUUUUCCAGCUUCUACUGGUUCUGCUUCUCAGAUAAGCCAUUUCACCGACCCUAUUGAAAGCAACGGUUUUACAUCUUUAGAUGACAAUUUACUUCAUCAAGUGGAGACUCACAGUGAACCAUUCACAGGACUUGACCCGGAUGACCUCUUACAGGAAGAUCUUCUGCCACAGUUUGAUGACUCUGCCUUUGUUCAGGAUAGCACAAGCCAUGUUUUAGAGCAUGACCUGGAACACCACAUAACCCCACAGCAAGUGACACCGUCAUCCGAACUCGUUCGGGCACCGUCUCAGACUCAGAUCCAUCCUUGGCAUUCUUCAGUUUCUAAUCAGCACCUGCAGGGCAGAAGUCGUGCAACCUUACAAGGACAGCCUCCUUCCAAGAAGACUGAUGGUUCAGGAUCAUAUACUAAGUUGCAGAAUACCCAGGUGAGGGGAAUGUCUGAAAAGAAGCAGAAGAAAAAAACAGACUCGGAAAGUAAACAAGAGAAGGCAAAUCGCAUUAUAUCCGAAGCAAUUGCAAAGGCAAAAGAGAGAGGAGAGAGAAACAUUCCACGAGUAAUGAGCCCUGAAAACUUCCCCAGUGUUUCAGCUGAAGGAAAAGAGGAAAAGAAGGGUAGAAAAGUUAAAUCCAAACCAAAGGAUAAGGAGACUAAAAAGCCGAAAACUGGUUCCUCAUCCAAAAUUAAAGAGAAAACAAAAAUUGGAAAGCUGAUCAUCACACUGGGCAAAAAGCAGAAAAGGAAAAACGAAUCUUCAGAUGAAUUGUCUGAUGCUAAGCAGACUCCACAGCGGCCACUGAAAGAUGAAGACUCACAGAAGAGAAGAUCAAAUCGUCAAGUUAAAAGGAAAAAGUACUCUGAAGAAGGAGAAGGGAAACAAUCAGAAGAAGAAGCAGCUAAAGUUGCUGUUAAAAUGAAGAAGAAUUCUGCCCCUUUACCUGCUGAGCAGCCUUUACAAUUAUUUGUGGAAAAUCCAAGUGAAGAAGAUGCAGCAAUUGUAGACAAAAUCUUAUCCUCCAGGGUAAUAAAGAAAGAAAUAUCUGCAGGGAUGACAGUAGACACAGAAGAGUUUUUUGUAAAAUACAAGAACUACUCAUAUCUCCACUGUGAGUGGGCCACAGAACAACAGCUUUUAAAGGAUAAAAGAAUCCAGCAGAAAAUAAAGCGAUUCAAAGUAAGGAAAGCACAAAGAGCUCACUUCUUUGCAGAUAUGGAAGAGGAACCUUUUAAUCCUGACUAUGUUGAAGUAGACCGAGUAUUAGAAGUGUCUCUUUGUGAAGACAAAGACACUGGUGAGCCUGUUAUUUACUAUUUAGUAAAAUGGUGUUCGUUGCCAUAUGAAGACAGUACGUGGGAGCUGAAAGAAGAUGUAGAUCAAGCAAAAAUAGAAGAAUUUGAACAAUUGCAAGCUUCCAGGCCUGACUCAAGGAGAUUGGACCGACCACCUCCAAACUCCUGGAAGAAGAUAGAACAGUCCAGGGAAUAUAAAAAUGGCAAUCAGCUCAGGGAAUAUCAACUGGAAGGACUUAACUGGCUCCUCUUCAACUGGUACAAUAGGCGAAAUUGCAUAUUAGCAGAUGAAAUGGGCCUUGGCAAAACCAUUCAGUCCAUUACAUUCCUGUAUGAAAUCCUCCUGACGGGUAUAAGAGGCCCUUUCCUGAUCAUAGCUCCGCUCUCCACCAUAACAAACUGGGAGCGGGAGUUCCGCACGUGGACUGACCUGAACGUCGUGGUGUACCACGGGAGCAUGAUCAGCAGGCAGAUGAUUCAGCAGUAUGAGAUGUACUUCAGGGACUCCCAGGGCCGUAUUGUCCGAGGUACCUACAGGUUCCAGGCCAUUAUCACAACGUUUGAAAUGAUCCUUGGUGGCUGUCCAGAAUUAAAUGCAAUUGAGUGGCGCUGUGUUAUUAUUGAUGAAGCUCACAGACUGAAGAACAAAAACUGCAAACUUUUGGAAGGACUAAAAUUAAUGAACCUUGAGCAUAAAGUGCUGUUAACAGGUACCCCACUGCAGAACACAGUAGAAGAAUUAUUUAGCCUCCUUCAUUUUCUGGAACCAUUGCGUUUUCCUGCUGAAUCUACAUUCAUGCAAGAGUUUGGAGACCUUAAAACAGAGGAACAGGUUCAGAAACUACAAGCUAUCCUGAAACCCAUGAUGCUCAGGAGAUUAAAAGAAGAUGUAGAAAAAAAGCUGGCUCCUAAGGAGGAAACUAUAAUAGAAGUAGAGCUAACUAAUAUUCAGAAGAAAUAUUACCGAGCGAUUUUGGAGAAAAAUUUUGCCUUCUUAUCCAAAGGAGCAGGGCAGGCGAAUGUACCCAACCUGGUUAACACUAUGAUGGAACUCAGAAAGUGUUGUAAUCACCCUUAUCUCAUCAAAGGUGCUGAAGAGAAGAUCCUUGGAGAGUUUAAGGAAACAUAUAGUCCAAGUGCUCCUGACUUCCACCUGCAAGCAAUGAUCCAGUCUGCUGGUAAAUUGGUUCUUAUUGAUAAGCUGCUUCCAAAAAUGAAAGCAGGAGGCCACAAGGUCCUUAUCUUCUCUCAAAUGGUGCGCUGCCUUGAUAUUUUGGAGGAUUACCUUAUCCAUAAAAGGUACCUGUACGAGCGCAUCGACGGGCGCGUGCGGGGCAACCUCCGGCAGGCGGCCAUCGACCGCUUCAGCAAACCCGACUCGGAUCGCUUCGUCUUCCUGCUCUGCACCAGGGCUGGGGGCCUGGGCAUCAACCUGACUGCUGCAGAUACCUGCAUCAUUUUUGAUUCUGACUGGAACCCCCAAAAUGACCUGCAGGCUCAAGCCCGAUGCCACAGGAUUGGUCAGAACAAAGCAGUGAAGGUCUACAGGCUGAUCACACGUAAUUCCUAUGAGAGAGAGAUGUUUGACAGAGCAAGUCUGAAACUGGGACUGGAUAAGGCUGUCUUGCAGAGUAUGAGUGGAAGAGAAAACAGUGUUGGUGGUAUCCAACAACUCUCCAAAAAAGAAAUAGAGGACUUGCUUCGAAGAGGUGCCUAUGGUGCCAUAAUGGAUGAGGAGGAUGAAGGCUCCAAGUUCUGUGAGGAGGACAUUGACCAGAUCCUGCAACGUCGGACCAAAACCAUCACGAUCGAGUCUGAGGGAAGGGGCUCCACGUUUGCCAAGGCUAGUUUCGUUGCAUCUGGAAACAGGACUGAUAUUUCACUAGAUGAUCCUAACUUCUGGCAGAAAUGGGCCAAAAAAGCAGAAAUUGAUAUUGAUGCUAUCAGUGGUAGAAACAGCCUUGUCAUUGAUACCCCAAGAAUCAGGAAGCAAACACGGCCCUUCAGUGCUACCAAGGAUGAGCUGGCAGAGCUGUCAGAGGUGGAGAGUGAGGGGGAUGAGAAGCCCAAGCUGCGCCGGCCGUGCGACCGCUCCAAUGGCUAUGGAAGGACAGAGUGCUUCCGUGUGGAGAAGAACUUGCUGGUCUAUGGGUGGGGCCGAUGGAGAGAAAUUCUGUCCCACGGCCGCUUCAAGAGGCAGCUGAACGAGCAGGAUGUGGAGAUCAUUUGCAGAGCCCUGUUAGCCUAUUGCCUUGUUCACUACAGAGGGGAUGAGAAAAUAAAGAGUUUUAUAUGGGAUCUCAUCACCCCAACAGAGGAUGGGCAAACACGAGAGUUACAGAACCACCUCGGCUUAUCAGCCCCUGUGCCUAGAGGAAGAAAAGGAAAAAAAGUGAAGACCCAGGCUAGCACUUUUGAUAUACACAAAGCAGAAUGGCUUCGAAAAUACAAUCCAGAGCAUCUGCUGCAAGAUGAAGGCUACAAAAAGCACAUAAAACACCAUUGCAACAAAGUCUUACUUCGAGUAAGAAUGCUGUAUUACUUAAAGCAAGAAGUCAUUGGUAAUGAAUUCCAAAAGGUCUUUGAUGGAACUGAUGCCAGUGAAAUUGAUGUUUGGGUUCCUGAGCCAGACCACUCUGAAGUUCCUGCUGAGUGGUGGGAUGCAGAUGCAGAUAAAUCUCUUCUAAUUGGAGUUUUUAAACAUGGUUAUGAAAAAUACAACACUAUCAGAGCAGACCCAGCUCUUUGCUUCUUGGAAAGAGUUGGAAAACCAGAUGAGAAAGCAGUUGCUGCUGAACAGAGAGCAAAUGAUUAUAUGGAUGGGGAUGUGGAAGAUCCAGAGUAUAAACCAGCACCAGCACUGUUUAAAGAUGACAUAGAGGAUGAUGUUUCAUCUCCAGGUGAUCUCGUAAUAGCAGAUGGAGAUGGACAAAUGAUGGAAGGGGACAAAAUCUACUGGCCCACUCAGUCUGCCUUAACAACGCGGCUGCGCCGCCUGAUCACCGCUUAUCAACGCACGAGCAAAAACAGGCAGGCCCAGCAGAUCCAGCCAGCAUUCCCAGUACAAACCAGUAUGAUGCAGCUGCCAUAUGAAGAAGCUGCAUUAAAUCCAAAGAUGGCUGCUAAGAUUGAAAGACAGCAAAGAUGGACAAGAAGAGAAGAAGCUGACUUUUACAGAGUUGUGUCCACAUUUGGAGUGGUGUUUGACCCUGAGAGGGGACGGUUUGACUGGACCAAGUUUCGAGCGAUGGCUCGGCUGCACAAGAAAACUGAUGAGAGCUUGGAGAAGUACCUGUAUGCAUUUAUGUCAAUGUGCAGGAGGGUCUGUCGCCUCCCCUCAAAAGAAGAACUCGUGGACCCAAACCUUUUCAUCCAGCCCAUCACCGAGGAACGCGCUUCCCGGACUUUGUACCGCAUUGAGCUCCUGCGCAAAGUGCGGGAACAGGCCCUCAGGCACCCCCAGCUCUUUGAGAGGCUAAAGCUGUGCCAGCCAAACCCUGACCUGCCUGUCUGGUGGGAGUGUGGGACUCACGACAGAGAUCUGCUUAUUGGAGCUGCUAAGCACGGAGUCAGCAGGACAGAUUAUCAUAUUCUUCGUGAUCCUGAACUCUCAUUUAUGUCUGCCCAGAGGAGCUAUAAUCAAAACAAAGUGGCUCUCUCAAGGACUUCUACUCCACUCUUGCACCAGUACCAGAUGGCAUUAUCUGCUUCUCCUCUUACACCUCAGUCAAGACUGUCAGAUGCUAAAGUGAACGCUUUUGAGGACACAAAAGCUAAAAAUGAAAAUCUGAAAGAGGAGCCUCAGUCUUCUGAAGAGGAAUCUAUGUCUACAGAGGAGACACAGACAAUACUGAAAUCUGAACCUUUGAGUCCCAAAAAUGGCACCUCAAUACAAAUGACAGACCACAGACCUAGCGUGAAGGCUGAGACAGACAGACGCAUGGUGGCAGCAAGGACAGAGCCUCUAACGCCAAACCCAGCUUCCAAAAAACAGAGAGUCAGCAAAAGGGGGUCUGACUCUAGCUCUGACUCAGACUCUGACUCAGAUAGAUCAUCCUGUUCUUCCAGGUCAUCAUCUUCAUCCUCUUCGUCUUCCUCAUCUUGUUCCCACUCUCGAUCUGGCUCUAGCUCUUCAUCAUCCUCAUCUUGUUCUUCAGCAUCUUCAUCGUCCUCUUCAUCGUCCUCAUCGUCAUCGUCGUCAUCAUCAUCAUCGUCUGAAGAGAGUGAUAGUGAUGAAGAGGAGGCACAAAAACGUGCAGAAGGAACUCCACAUAUAAAAGCCUAUGAUGAAGAGAGUGUGGCCUCUCUGAGCACCACACAAGAUGAGACACAGGACAGUUUCCAGAUGAACAAUGGGACCCCAAAUUCUGGUUAUCUCCUACAAGGUGGAUACAUGUUGGCUGCAUCCUACUGGCCCAAGGAUCGAGUUAUGAUUAACCGACUGGACAGCAUUUGUCAGACAGUGCUGAAGGGUAAAUGGCCUUCAGCCCGAAGGAGCUACGACAGCACCACCGUGGCAUCGUUCUACACCACCAAGCUGCUGGACAGCUCAGGGGCAGCUGCAGAGUACAGUGAGCCCAGUGCACCCACACCCCCUCUGGCAGCUGUAAAAGAAGAAUAUGACCAAUCACCCCAGCUGUCAAAGGACCUGGUUGCGAUUGCGGUGUGCGGCAUGCUUUACCUGCAAGUGGCUGCCUGCUCUCACUCUCACUUCUUCACACACUUGUUUGAAGGUGGUUUGAAAUUGACUUUUCAGAAGCAGGGACUGUCUCAGAAAAGGCCGUUUGAAAGCGAGGAGGGUGCAUUGGGUCAGCAGCAGUAUCUGGCUCGGCUCCGUGAACUCCAGAAUGCUUCAGAAACCAGCCUUGUCAACUUCCCAAAAUCACUUCCCAAAUCAGGUACUUCCAGUCACUUAACAGCCAGUGCCAAUGGAGUCAUCGUUGACAGUCAGCCUGUGGUCAAAAAGAGACGAGGAAGAAGGAAGAAUGUGGAGGGGGUUGAUGUCCUCUUUAUGAAUAGAAAUAAACAGCCUAACCAUGUUAAUCCAGGUAUUAACUCCUGCCAGGUGGCUGCAGGAAUAAACCCAGCACUCACUUACACACAGUCCCAAGGCGUGCUCGAUGCAGAGAGCCCAGUUCCUGUUAUUAACCUAAAAGAUGGAACAAGGCUUGCAGGUGAUGAUGCCCCUAAAAGAAAAGAUUUAGAAAGGUGGCUUAAAGAACAUCCUGGAUAUGUUGAAGAUUCAGGAGCUUGUAUUCCUAGGAUGCAGCUGCACGAUGGGAGGCCCAAACAAAAAAGACACCGUUGUCGAAACCCCAAUAAACUGGAUGUUAACAGUUUAACUGGUGAAGAACGUGUUCAGCUCAUAAAUAGAAGAAAUGCAAGAAAGGUUGGGGGUGCAUUUGCUCCCCCUCUGAAGGAUUUGUGCAGAUUCUUGAAAGAAAAUCCAGAGUAUGGAGUGGCUCCUGAGUGGGGAGAAGUGGUAAAACAGUCUGGCUUCCUCCCCGAGGGGAUGUUCGAGCGCAUCCUGACGGGCCCGGUGGUGCGGGAGGAGGUGAGCCGCAGGGGGAGGCGCCCCAAGAGCGAGAUCGCCAAGGCCACGGCGGCCGCGGCCGCUGCCUCGGCGCACAGCGUGUCCGUGAACCCCCUGCUGGCCAACGGGCUGCUGCCGGGCGUGGAGCUGCCCGGCCUGCAGGCCCUGCAGCACAACCUGCACAACCUGCAGUCGCUGCAGGUGACGGCGGGACUGAUGGGAAUGCCGGCCGGCCUCGCUGCUGCCGCGGGAGAGGCCAAGAACGUGGCUGCCAUGUUCCCCAUGCUGCUGUCGGGGAUGGCCGGGCUGCCAAACCUGCUGGGCAUGGGAGGGCUCCUGACAAAGUCCACGGAAUCCGGCUCGGAGGAGAAAAAGGGAAAUGAUGCGAAGGAGACGGAUGCAAAGAAGGAAAGGACAGAAGACCAAAACACGGAUACUGGUGGUGAAAACUCUGUUUCCAGUUCUCCUUCGACAUCCUCUGCCGCCGCAGCUGCCAAUCCUCUCUCUCUUAACCCUUUACUUUUGUCCAACAUACUUUACCCAGGGAUGCUUCUCACUCCAGGCCUUAAUCUUCAUAUCCCAGCUUUGUCUCAGUCUAAUAUUUUUGAUGUACAGAACAGUGAAAGCAAUGACACGGGCUCAGCCAAGCCCACAGAAGAAAAGGAGGAAAAUUCUAGGGUUAGAGAUCAGGAAGACAAAGGGGGAACAGAGCCAAGCUCUCACAAUGAAAACAGCACAGAUGAGGGUUCAGAGAAAGCAGAUGCUUCAUCUGGAUCUGACAGUACAUCGUCUUCAUCUGAGGAUUCGGAUUCGAGCGAUGAAGACUGACCCCAGACUCUGCACUUAAAUUAUAAACUGAUUUUGAAUUUAUUCUUUAAUUAUUUCAUUGUAAAUAACCCAGUGUUGAGUGCAUCAAUGAUUUACUGACCGAACAUUUCAGUAUUUGUUUAGAAGUGCAAACUGCUUUCAGAGACGUUUUGCAUGUAAUAUUUCUUGAAGUUCAUAAGUUUCUGAACUUGUAUGUACUAUCAAAUACACAAUGGUGUAAAAUUACAACAAAAGGCAUUAUAAUUUUGUUGGGGGGUUAAUUUUAUGAAAAUAAUGCUCAAGUAAGAGCUGUAUAUUUAAUAUAUUUGCAGUGAACACAGAAUACUUUAUGCAUAUUAUUGAUUUAAUUUGAAUAUAGUUUUACAGCCUCCUUGACACUUAUAAUUUACAGAUCAAAACUCAGCAAUAAUUUGGGCAGCUAAUGAAUGUCAUGAAAGCUGUAGAAUCUACAUCACCAUCCAUUGCUUUAAUUACAUGAAAAUGCUCUAGUGUUGUGAUGCACUGCUGUUUCCAAUUCAGGUACAAGUGUGUUUAAAAGAAGAUAAAUUUUUCCCAAUUAGCCAAUUAAACUGGCUACCUGUUACCUCAGCUGAGUUAGUUUAGGAAGUUUACAUUGGUUUCUAUUACUUGUUUUCAGGUUUUGUUUUGUUUUUUAAAGACAUCCUGUAUAGCAUGUUCAAAUCUGAGUUACUUGAGGUAAGACUGUUGGGGUUUUCUUUCCCCCUUAUUGCAGCUGUUCUCUUUGACAGCAGUAAGGGGAAAAUAAAGCAAAAACUGUCUUAUCUCCUGCUACUUGGCACCAUGUAGGUCUAUUUAGUUUACACCUUGCAAAGUUUUGGGCUCCCUCUGCAGAAUUAAAAGUCCCAAAAUGAGGAGUAGUUUCCCCAAGACUCAGAAGAGGCAAACUGUCAUAAAGUGCCACUGAAAAGACCUUUCAACACUGCAUAAUUCAUGUAAAAAUGGUUUGUUUGCUUUGUUUGUGUAGAUUUCUAUUUGUGUUUUAUGUCAUAAAACCUCCUGGAGUUCCCAGUUAAUAAUGGUAAAUAAAGUACAGAUAGUUUUGAACUCCUUUUGAGUUUAAACUUCUCUGCAGAUUUAAAUCUGACUAAAUAUUAUCCAAAAUCAUUAUUGGGAUAUCACUUCAUAUAUUAUGCUGAGUUACCCACUAAAGAAAAAAGCACUUUGAAUAGUAAGGAAGACAAAUUAUUCCUAGAAACCACAGUAACAGGGCAUAAGGCAUCUCGUUUCAAGUCCAAAUCCUUAGAACCCUUUACUAUAUAAAAUCUGUCUAAGAUUUGAUGUGUGAUAUGAUUCCUCCUUCUUGUUAAGCUGCUAUUACUCUGACACAGUCGAGGCCCAGAUUCACAUUUACAGAACUUCUGAACUGACUGAGACUUCAGGUGACCUUGGUUACAUCAUUUGUGGUCCAAGAAUAGGCAAGUGUUAAGAGAAAAUAGAUACAGGUACUAGUGAAAGUCAUGGAAAAAGCUUUACAAAGGGAUAAAUUUAAAAAUAAAAAACAAAAACUGUAUAUUUUGAUAUAGUUCUGUUGCUUGCUUGUACAGUAAAACAACUGUGUUGUUUUUUAUCAAGAACUUUACCAAUGAAAUAUAAGUUUCUAUGUGCAAAAUAACUAGCCCCAUGAUUAGAAGCAGUAUUAGAUGUAAUUACACAAUUAUACAAGUACCAUUUGGAUUGUGCUGGUUACGUAUUUUCCCAGAUAGUAUUCUGAUUUUUGGCCCUUCAUGCAGUGUCUUAGCAAUAGUGAAAAUCAAAAACUGCCAAGAGAAGGGGGUAGCCAAUUCUUCGUCAUUCAAAGAAAAAGUAUUUCAUAUUUAAUAUUUUGCCCUUUGUGUAAUAUAGCACUUUUAUUUAACUAGGAUGCAUCAAUGAAAUAGCCAAAGUUUUACAAGCAGUUAUUAACUUCGUUUGCUGAUGGAGUAUGUCAACAAUACCAUCACUUCCCACCCUUCCCCCACAAAACAAGUCCUAAAUCUUGUGGCUAAAACCUAAUUUAUAUCAGAUUUAUGAAAUAAAGUAUUUUCCUAUUAUGGUCAAGUAAGUUUGGUUACUGUUCUAGUGAUUCUUUCUAUGUAAUAAGGCAAUUACAGUUUCAAGUAAUGAAGGCUGGUGUAGACUUGAACAUAAUUAUAUUUGGGUUAUUUUUCAUCAGUUUGAUCCAGAGGGGGAAAAAAGUGUCCCACUAUCAGCUAAACUAUAUGCAAAUACGGUUGUAUAAAGUUAAGGGUUAUAAGGAAACCUCAGUAGAAUUACACUAAUACUGAAGUUAAAAUUAAAAGGAUAUCCAAGGUGAUGAUAAAGUGUGUGUUGGUAGUUACUAAAAAAACCUUAGCUGUUAUUGCCUUGUAUUUCUAUCCCUUGUUUCAGGCUUCAUGAUCCAAGUCUUAGUCCAGGUUUUUUUUGGACAUUUGCAAUAUUUGCCAGUUGUGUUCUGUGUAGUCUGAAUUUGCUUUCUGUAGUUGAACAAGCGUCUUAAAAAGUCAUUUGUAAUUUAUUGAAUUACUUUCUAUGAUGUUCUAUAGAGCAAAUGGAAGUUUAAUUAUUUUUUAUUAAACAUAUUCUUUGACUACCCGUGAUGUCGGCCUCAGUAUGUGAAAGUAAUGCUGUGUAAGGAUUAAACAUGGAUCUUCCAGCAACAAAACUCAAGUUUUCAGUGCUAAGUUUUAAAACUGAAAUUAUUCUUAAGACCUUAAAAAGCCCUGCAAACAAG
This is a messenger RNA of Camarhynchus parvulus, 12047 nucleotides long. It is a transcript of the gene CHD9, whose product is annotated as chromodomain helicase DNA binding protein 9. The record is from RefSeq and is a predicted model, not a curated record. Gene Ontology annotation, molecular function: ATP-dependent chromatin remodeler activity; ATP binding; protein binding. Lineage: Eukaryota; Metazoa; Chordata; Aves; Passeriformes; Thraupidae.